AUGUCCUGGUCUCCUUUCUCUGCAGUGACCCAGGAUCCCAGCCCACCCUCUGCCAUGAAAAUCCUUCCUUUUCUCCUUGUUCUCCUCUUGGUGGCAUUUCACGGAGCUGCAGGUAGAAGCUUGGCAAGGCCCAGGAGGCCUUACAUGGAGUGUGGGUAUCGUGGGACCUUCUGCCACAGGGGGAAAUGCCCUCGUGGCAACGAUUACCUGGGGUCGUGUCGUUCUGGGUACAGUUGCUGUAGGUGGUAA
Passer domesticus (house sparrow) is the source of this 249-nucleotide messenger RNA. RefSeq names its product gallinacin-4-like. Lineage: Eukaryota; Metazoa; Chordata; Aves; Passeriformes; Passeridae. Bases 1 to 249 code for a protein of 82 amino acids. The transcript is spliced from 2 exons. The record is from RefSeq and is a predicted model, not a curated record.